AUGAUGAAGACAUCGCUGCUUGGAAAGGACUAUAACAAUGAGCUGAACUUGGAUGAUGGGUCUAAGUCCCCCUCGAAGAGCAGCAGCAGCAGCAGCAUCACCCCAGAAAACGCCUCUUCUGCUGGGGAAGACAAUGCUCUAUCGCUGUUGCAAACCUUGGUCCACCUGUUGAAAUGCAAUGUUGGCACUGGACUCCUGGGGCUUCCCCUGGCUAUAAAAAAUGCUGGCUUACUGGUCGGGCCCAUCAGCCUGCUGGCCAUCGGGAUCCUCACAGUGCACUGCAUGGUCAUCCUGCUGAACUGUGCUCACCACCUCUCUCAGAGACUGCAAACGACCUUUGUGAACUAUGGAGAGGCCACAAUGUACAGCCUGGAAACCUGCCCCAACCCCUGGCUGAGGUCCCAUUCGGUGUGGGGAAGGUACACUGUUAGCUUCUUACUGAUCAUCACUCAGCUGGGCUUCUGCAGUGUUUAUUUUAUGUUCAUGGCAGACAACUUACAACAGAUAGUGGAAGAAGUCCAUGUCACCUCCAACACCUGCCAGCCCAGGAAGUUCCUGGUGCUGACCCCCAUCCUGGACAUUCGUAUCUACAUGCUGACAAUCCUGCCCUUUCUGAUCAUGUUGGUGUUUAUCCGGAACCUCAAGGUGCUGUCUGUCUUCUCCACCAUGGCCAACAUCACCACCCUGGGGAGCAUGAUUCUGAUCUUUGAGUAUAUCAUCCAGGACAUUCCAGAUCCAAGCAACCUGCCCCUAAUGGCAAACUGGAAGACGUUUUUGCUGUUCUUUGGUACAGCCAUCUUCACAUUUGAAGGCGUCGGUAUGGUUCUGCCUCUCAAAAACCAGAUGAAGAAUCCACAUCAUUUCCCCCUCGUUCUAUAUCUGGGGAUGUCCCUUGUCAUCUUUCUCUAUACCUGCCUGGGAGUCCUAGGCUACAUGAAGUUUGGGUCAGACACCCAGGCCAGCAUCACCCUCAACUUGCCCAACUGCUGGUUGUACCAGUCGGUCAAGCUGCUGUACUCCGUUGGCAUCUUCUUCACCUACGCCCUCCAGUUCCAUGUGCCAGCUGAGAUCAUCAUCCCAUUCGCCAUCUCCCAGGUGUCAGAGAGCUGGGCCCUGUUUGUAGACCUGUCUGUCCGCACAGCCUUGGUCUGUCUGACCUGUGUCUCAGCCAUCCUCAUCCCCCGCCUGGACCUGGUCAUCUCCCUGGUGGGCUCUGUGUGCAGCAGUGCCCUGGCCCUCAUCAUCCCCCCGCUCCUGGAGAUCAUCACCUUUUACUCUGAGGACAUAAGCUAUGCCACCAUUGCAAAGGACAUCAUGAUCAGCAUCCUGGGCCUUUUGGGGUGUAUUUUUGGGACAUACCAAGCCUUCUAUGAGUUGACCCAACCCAUCAACCAUUCCAUGGCCAACUCUACAGGUGUCUAUAUGCAUCAUUUUUUAUUUUUAUUCUAA
Molecule: messenger RNA, 1449 nt
Organism: Sciurus carolinensis (gray squirrel)
Lineage: Eukaryota; Metazoa; Chordata; Mammalia; Rodentia; Sciuridae
Gene: Slc36a3
Product: solute carrier family 36 member 3
Exons: 10
Coding region: 1-1449 (482 amino acids)
Biological process (GO): proton transmembrane transport; L-alanine transport; proline transmembrane transport
Cellular component (GO): vacuolar membrane
Molecular function (GO): amino acid:proton symporter activity; L-proline transmembrane transporter activity; glycine transmembrane transporter activity
Source: RefSeq, a predicted model, not a curated record